Messenger RNA from Sorghum bicolor (sorghum), 2070 nucleotides. Its product is annotated as pentatricopeptide repeat-containing protein At3g21470. The coding region runs from base 28 to 1662 and encodes 544 amino acids. The transcript has a single exon. NCBI's taxonomy places the organism in Eukaryota, Viridiplantae, Streptophyta, Magnoliopsida, Poales, Poaceae. Gene Ontology annotation, biological process: RNA modification. The record is from RefSeq and is a predicted model, not a curated record. Gene Ontology annotation, molecular function: protein binding; RNA binding.
AAGACCCCCAGAACGGGGUCCGCUCGCAUGGCUAGCCGAGCGAGGCAACUCCACGCUAUCUACAUGACCACUAGCUCCCAUGAUCCUGACAAGUGGGCCCACCUCGUCAGGGAGUACGCCUCCCAAUCCUUGCUCCGGGAAGCCGCCCUCGUCUACGCCAGGAACGUGCCCCGUCGGACGCACCACCAGCCCCUCCUCCCCAUCCUCCUCAAGGCCGCCGCUACCGCCUCCCCUGCCGAGCCCGGACUCGGCAAGUCCCUCCAUGCGGAGGCGCUCAAGUCCGCCUUCGCCCGCGACCUGCUCGUCGGCACCACGAUCGUGUCGAUGUACUGCAAGUGCGGCGCACUCGCCGACGCGCGCAGGGCGUUCGACGAAAUGCCGGACCGGAACGUCAUCAGUUACAACGCGCUUCUCGCCGGGUACGCCGCGGCGGGGGACAUGGACGGUGCCCUGGCGCUGUUCGGUGGCAUGCGCUCCUGGACGUACGUCACGUGGGCGACGCUGAUCCGUGGGUUCGCGAAGAAGGGCGACAUGGCGGAGGCUCGGAGGUGGUUCGAGACGACGCCGCCGGGGAUGCGGACCGUUGUCACGUGGACCGUGCUCGUGCACGGCUACGUGUCGGCGGGGGACAUGGAGGCUGCGAGGGAGGUGUUCGACAGGAUGCCCGCGAGGAACGCCUUUGUUUGGUCGUCGAUGGUCACGGGAUACUUCAAGGCUGGCAACGCUGAGGAGGCGCAGGCGGUGUUCCAUAGGAUCCCGACGCGUAACCUGGUGAACUGGAACGCGCUGAUCGCGGGGUACGCGCAAAUUGGGUGCAGUGAGAAGGCGCUGGAGGCUUUUGAUUCGAUGCUACAGGAGAGGGUAAAGCCGGAUGAAUUCACCAUGGCGAGCUUGCUGUCAGCAUGCGCGCAGCUCGGGUCGCUAGAGCAGGGGAAGAAAGUUCAUGACUUCAUUAACCGGGAGCAUAUCCGGAAGAACCACUUUGUGCUGAACGGUCUGAUCGACAUGUAUGCCAAGUGUGGUGACCUCGUGUACGCCCGGUACAUCUUUGAUGGCAUGAGAUGGAAGAACACCGAAUGCUGGAACACCAUGAUCUCCGCACUUGCAAGCCAUGGUCGGAGCGAUGAAGCGCUCCACCUGUUUUUCCAGAUGGAGCACUCUGGGCAGACGCCCAACACGAUCACUGUUCUUGCCGUGCUUGGAGCGUGCACGCACGGAGGGUUUGUUGAUGAAGGAUUACGAAUCUUCAACAAGCUCGAUGCUUAUGGAGUUGAAGCGGGAGUGGAACAUUACGGUUGUCUGGUCGAUCUAUUAGGCCGGGCUGGAAAACUGAAGGAAGCCUACGAGAUUGUCAAGAACAUGCCUGAGGAACCCAAUGAGGUGAUCUGGGGAUCGUUGCUUGGAGCUUGCAGAGUGCAUGGUGAUGCAGAAAUGUCAAGAUUGGUAACGGAUGAGAUCCAUCGAUUGCAUUCUGUUCACGCAUCGUCCAAUGAUGCAGAGUACAUCAUGCUGUCAAAUAUCAUGGCUGCUUCGAAGAGGUGGGAGCAGGCAGAGCAAAUAAGGAGGAAAAUGGCACGACAUGGGGUUGAGAAGACUCCUGCCUGCAGUUCGCUUGAGCUUGGCAUUCCUGAAUACCAAGUGUGUGCAGGCAGUAGGCAGUAGUGCUCUGAGCAGACUACAUUACUGUAAGUUUGUUUAAUAAUUUUGUUUCAUGUUUUUCAUCGGUCUGAUUUCAGUAGCUCACCCAGAGAAGAAAUGAUCUUGAUGUGAUGCGUUUGAUAUAAUUAGACAUCGACCAUUGCAUUCCUGUUCUAGAAUUUGUGAGCUGCAACCACUGAACUUCCAGGUGUUUGUGUUCAAAAAGUUUGAUUUCAGAAAAUGAACCCAUGGAAGUAAAAUAUUGAAGAAAUUAUUGUACUGUAGCCACUAUGUCACUAGGGAUACUUUUGCGCCUAAGUGGACGCAGGAAUUUGAAAGAUGAAACACAUUGGAUGCACGUAUGCACAAUCCAACUUAUAGGAAAUCUUAUAAAUCUAAUAAUCAAUAUGAUGCUUAUUGUCUUCCAUGUUA